Molecule: messenger RNA, 1749 nt
Organism: Fusarium vanettenii 77-13-4
Lineage: Eukaryota; Fungi; Ascomycota; Sordariomycetes; Hypocreales; Nectriaceae
Exons: 3
Coding region: 1-1749 (582 amino acids)
Molecular function (GO): protein binding
Source: RefSeq, a predicted model, not a curated record
AUGAAGAAUGUUGCCCUUGCCUUGCUGUCCACCGCCCCCGUGGUGGUCUCAGCUCAGGAUUGUAUUUCUCUCAAAGGCUCAAAGGCCUGCCCGGCGUUUGAGUCUGCGUCGAUCUCCACCAACGCAACACUGAUUGAAUAUUUCCCCUUUCUGCAAUAUGUGUCAGACAGAGCGUCUUUCGACAACCAGAUGUCGAGCUACGUUAAGACGGCCUAUGUGCAGGGAAAAUAUCAAUCCCUGUUUGGUUGUGGCAGUGUCGACCUUCAGGACCCUAGCGACAUGUACGCGCGCUUCACGACAACAGUAUUGUGCAAUGCUAUUGUCCAAAACUCUAUCGGUCCCUGCGGUCUCACCGAUGACCAGUCCCGACCCCUUUGCGCAGAUAGCUGCGCGGAAUUUGCCCAAAGCGAGGCAUAUGUGACAUCAGAUGACGAUCUAUGCUCCAACCCGUCGACUGACCUGCUUAAGCUGAUCAGAGCUGACUUCACUAACUGCGCCCUUCCUAAUGGCUCACUCGAUAGUUCGAUGUGCAUUUCGGGCAUCGAAAACGAAUCUCAGAACUGCGGUUAUGGCAACAGCACCGUGGGGCUCUGUUCCUAUUGCGGCUCAGGAGGUCUUAAUUCGACUGACACCUGCUGCUACAACUCAAACGCCGAGGAGCGUUGCAAGGACGUCAAACUGCCAGCUCUCACUGCUACUCUGACCUUUUCGCGAACACUGCCAUCGGCUACAUCAACCAGUACGACUGCCGCUGGCAACGACAACAACAAGGAUGACGAAAAGACCGACGACGACGAUGAUGGCGGCUUGAGCGGUGGAGCGAUCGCUGGCAUUGUUAUCGGCGUUCUGGCGGGCAUUGCACUGCUCGCUCUGGGUCUUUUCUUCUGUCUCAGGAGGCGACGCAGACCGAGCAGCCCCAAGGGCAGCAUUUUCAACCAACCUUCGCCCGCAAGACAGGGUGGGACUAUGACACAGACAGCACCACCGACGGUAACACACUCUGCUGCUCCCCAGGGCUACGAGGUCCUUCCGGGUGGCCGCAUAGCACGCAUGUCUGCUCUGGAAGGACAUUCUGGCGACUCUCCCUCACACCACCGUGACGACUCGUCGAACAUUGGAGGCGCAGCAGGCUACCGACGAAGGGGUGCCGACAACUCUUCGUCUGCAUCUGACGGCUUCGGCGACAGCCCUGCUUCAGACAUCCGUGCCGGAAUUCUUCGACCACCGCCUGCUAAGCCCAGGCGCAACGGCUCACUCUCAAGCAGCUCGGCGCUUGGGAGCUCGGUGCCACAGUCCCCAACUAGUGCUGGGGGAUUCUCAUCACCACAGGCCAUGACUAGCCAACAGUCAGAACAGCUACCAUUUUUCAAGGACUACUACUCUCAGGACGACGUCCACCCUGGCGACCGGGUUGCGGUUCUCUGGGCGUACCAACCUCGUGCUACAGACGAGUUUUCUCUGGAUCGCGGCGACAUGCUCAAGGUUGUUGGAAUAUGGGAUGAUGGCUGGGCGACGGGUGUGAUGCUCAACGAGCGGGCGGAUGAGUGGGAAGCGCGACGACAGGCCCAGCGAGACAGCGGAGUGUCCAACACGUCGGGGCGCCGUGACAGCUCACCGGCAGAAGGCGAAAUCAAGGCAUUCCCCUUGGUGUGCGUCUGCCUGCCCGAGCACUGGAGGAAGACAAUCGAGGGUGACGGUUCCACGGAAUCUGGAUCGAAUGGUUUCAAUACUCACUCGCCACUCUCAUGA